AUGACUCUCCCCGCCCCAGGCAACAACAGUCAUGCUGAGUCUCAUCCAGUUGCUGGUGCGGCUGUCGUCGCAAACCGCCCCGCCAACCCCGCUUCAGAGCAGAAGCCACCAGUCACUGAAUCUCUGGAUUCCCGUGGUCAAGACGCGAACGAGAAGCUCCGGGACAUGGUGGACGCGCAGCCCGACGUCGUUCUCCCCGACUCCCUCACGCAGGCCAUCGCCACCGCCUCUGCGAUUGUCAGUAUGUCUACGACUGCGACGACGACAGCUGCCGACGCGCCCGGCCUCGCCGCUGCCACUGAGCCCUCCACGUCCGGAGUCGCCGCCCAGACUGGCGAUGCUACCUGGCGGCCUUACAACGUUCACUUGUUUCCGGUGCUAUCGAAGUCCGCCCGGCCCAGCAAACUGGAGACCGCUCUUCGGCUCGCUAAGCUCGAUGAGCAACGCUGGAAGGAGACGCAAGCCUAUCUCGAAGAACAAAGUCGCCGCCCUCUACGUCCGAGACGUGAUGACGCUGACACAAAGUAG
Messenger RNA from Fomitopsis serialis, 528 nucleotides. RefSeq lists its product as uncharacterized. Lineage: Eukaryota; Fungi; Basidiomycota; Agaricomycetes; Polyporales; Fomitopsidaceae. The coding region runs from base 1 to 528 and encodes 175 amino acids. The record is from RefSeq and is a predicted model, not a curated record. The transcript is spliced from 3 exons.